Molecule: messenger RNA, 1398 nt
Organism: Lodderomyces pseudojiufengensis
Lineage: Eukaryota; Fungi; Ascomycota; Pichiomycetes; Serinales; Debaryomycetaceae
Exons: 2
Coding region: 1-1398 (465 amino acids)
Source: RefSeq, a predicted model, not a curated record
AUGGAAAAGCUAGUAAACUUUCCAAUUGAAGUAUUGGAAUUAAUAUUCCAACAAAUAAAUCAUCACAUGGUAAUAGCCUUAAUGCCAUUACAUUCAAGAUUUUAUGAAAUUGGUCAAAAAAAGUUAUACAAAAAUAUUCAUAUUUAUUUGAAACGUCAUUUAAAGAAAGCUUCCCCUUCUGAAGCAAAUAAGCCAGAUUACGAAUUAGGCUGGAGAGCUCAUAAAGAAAUUUUGAACGACUUUACCAAAAAAUAUACUGUGAUUUCAUCAUGCAAUUUUUAUGUUAACAUCAAUAAGAAUAAAAUGAAUAGAUAUCAACAUAUUGAACAUCUUAGUAUUGAAAAUCUUGAACCUGUAUUUUAUGCAUCAAAGUUGUCAUUUGAAAGUAGAAAAGGUGUUACACCAUUAUUCUUGAGAAAAAUAUUUAAAUAUUUUAAAAAUUUAGAUUAUGUUAGUUUUGCUUUAUCAAAUAAUCAACUUAAUAGAAAAAAUAAAGACAAAUCUGAUGACGGAAUAAAAGGUAAAACUUUUCUAAUUCCUGAUGAACUUCCUGACUUUUAUCGACAUGUAUUGUUUUUGGAGGAAAAAAACCCAAGGUCAUAUGAUUUUUUGUACAAUAAUUUAAAAAGUUUGAAAUUUUCAUUUGAACCACCCGACAACUCCAUAAAAGAAUAUGAACACCAUGAAUUAUCUAAAAGCAUUGACUUAUUCAACAAAAUCAAUUUAUUUAAAAAACUUGAAGAGUUACAUCUCACAUUUGACCAACUUAUUGAUUUAAUGGAUCCAUUAUUGCUUGAAAGAUUGAAUAAAAUAAACUGCAAAUUAAAAAAACUUGAUUUAUUGUUUUGGGCUAAAUUUAUAUUUAUAGCAGAUGAUAAAUUCAAGUUUGAGGAAAUAUUAAUUAACGCCAAUUUACCAAAAUUGAGAAAUUUAAUUCUAUCUUCAGGAACUUUAGAUUUAAAGUCAAUUGACGUCUCAAAAUUACAUAAAUUGAUCAUAUGUACAGAUGAGGCUAAUAAUAGGUAUGCCACAAGAAUUGCUAAACUUUAUCUUAUAAAUCCAAGUUUGAGAAUAUCUUGGUGGCCAAGAUUUACGGAUUUAUAUUUUGAUGAGAUAUUAUUUAAUUCAGAUAAUUUACAAAUAUAUUCGCCUGAUUAUUUUCAAAUUAUAUCUUGUCAAUGGCCAUCAUAUUUUUUCAAAAGUGAUAUAAUCUCAAUUACAAAAAAAGACAAACUGAGUUCUCGUAAACAUAAUUCCAAAAACUCAAAAGAAUUAAAUAUAAUUUUAAAACAUGAUUAUUCAGUUGAAGAGCUUCAUGGUAUGGACAUGUUGGAUAUUGAAUGUAGGGACAAACCUUAUAAAAUCUUUAAAAAACACGAUCCAUUUUAUAAAAGGUAG